AUUGCUGAUGAACAGCGUCUGUUAGACAAGGUACUUGCCGGCUACAACUCCGCCUCCAGGCCAGUGUACAAUGCCUCGCACCAGGUCACUGUCAAGUUUGGAAUAACGCUUGCUCAAAUCCAGGAUAUGGAUGAAGUCAAUCAAGUCCUUACCAUCAAAGUCUGGCUUGAGCAGGAAUGGGUGGAUGAACGCUUGCGCUGGGAUCCUGCUGAAUUCAAUGGAUUGAAGAUUCUACGCAUGCCCUGUGAAAAGCUAUGGUUCCCCGACAUUGUGCUUUACAAUAAUUAUGUUGCUAUGCAUGUGGAUUUUGCAGAUGAUUUUACUGUGGGAUAUAUGCAGGCCAAAGCAAUGGCUCAACACGACGGCAACGUGUUCUGGGCGCCACCGGCAAAAUUCAGAAGCUCAUGCAAUAUAGAUAUCACUUACUUUCCGUUCGAUGACCAGAUAUGCAGAAUGAAAUUUGGUUCUUGGAUAAAUGACGGCUUCCAGGUUGACAUGGUGAAUCGCUCUGCACAGGUUGACCUUUCUAAUUACGUAUACAGUGGCGAAUGGGAACUGAUUGACAUACAAGUAGUCCGGAAUAGUGUGACGUACGCAUGUUGUGAAGAGUUCUUUCCCGACGUAACAUUCACCAUAAUCAUGCGGCGAAGGACUUCGUACUAUCUUUUUAACAAAAUCUUCCCUUGUCUGUGUCUUACGAUUCUCAGCCUGCUGGGAUUGUGGUUGCCGCCUGAUAGUGGAGAGAAGAUAACGCUCGGAAUAACGGUGCUUUUAGCCUUCUACGUGCUUUUGCUUGCAGAAAAUAUGCCAGCUACAUCUGAAUUCGUACCACUUAUAGGCAUAUACAUUACGGUGACCAUGGGAAUGACUUCUCUCUCAAUCAUUUUGACGGUUUUUGUUCUGCAGUUGCACUACGUGGGUCCGCACCAGAAAGGUGUCCCACAAUGGCCCCAGUUUUUCUCGUACGAACUACGCACUCGGCUGGUAUGUUCUAUUGACAGCUGA
This is a messenger RNA of Dreissena polymorpha, 1005 nucleotides long. RefSeq names its product neuronal acetylcholine receptor subunit alpha-4-like. Gene Ontology annotation, cellular component: neuron projection; synapse; postsynaptic membrane. The record is from RefSeq and is a predicted model, not a curated record. Gene Ontology annotation, biological process: signal transduction; monoatomic ion transmembrane transport; chemical synaptic transmission. The transcript has 7 exons. The annotation marks the transcript as partial. Gene Ontology annotation, molecular function: transmembrane signaling receptor activity; acetylcholine-gated monoatomic cation-selective channel activity. Lineage: Eukaryota; Metazoa; Mollusca; Bivalvia; Myida; Dreissenidae.